Myotis lucifugus (little brown bat) is the source of this 4375-nucleotide messenger RNA. RefSeq names its product KIAA1614 ortholog. Gene Ontology annotation, molecular function: protein kinase C binding. Gene Ontology annotation, cellular component: cell cortex; apical plasma membrane; nucleus. NCBI's taxonomy places the organism in Eukaryota, Metazoa, Chordata, Mammalia, Chiroptera, Vespertilionidae. Gene Ontology annotation, biological process: establishment or maintenance of cell polarity; centrosome cycle; regulation of cellular localization. The record is from RefSeq and is a predicted model, not a curated record.
UCCGCUCUCCCAGUCCCGGCCCUGGAAGGCUCCGGGCUUGGCUUUUUCCCCUUCGUGGCACAGCCACGAACUAGCAGCCGAUGCCACAGCCAUCCCUGCCCGACCUGCUUCCCUCCUGUGACCCGGAGGGAGGCCGCGGCUGGACCCCACCCGGGCCCAGGGCUGACUGCGGAGCAGGGAGCGGAGCCUGGCCCGGGGGCCUGGGAAAGAGAGGGGAUCAGCGGAGGGCUCGCUGGUCCAAGGAUGGAGGGGAUGGCGGAGCCAGAGGCCAGACCUGCCAGUGGGGGCCUUCUAGAGUCCAACAUAGGGAGCAGAAUAACCAGCUCCAUGGAAGUGACCUCAGCUAUGGCGAGAAGUGGCACUGAGCCACAGCCCAAUAAUGGACACCUCCCAAGACCCUGGUUCUGCCCUCAGGAAGACAGAACACCCAGCCAGAUGGUCCCCCACCCUCCCAGGGCAUGGGGGAUACAGUCCCAAGGACCCUCCGUGCUGGAGUCCAAGGUCAGGGCCUUGAAGGAAAGUAUGACAGCAGGCAAACAGGGGGCAAGCCCCUGCCUCAUGACCCAUGAGAGACCACCCCCCAAGAAACCCAAAUGCCGACGAGUCAAAGUGGGUGGAGCCCGAACUCCAUCAUCAGGGUCUCCCUUGCUGGAUACAGUUGUGGUUCUCCAUGCUCAGAACCCGAACGAGGGACCGCUGGACAACAGUGUCAAUGAGAAGGAGCCUGCCAUGAAUGGGGGCCCCAGACCUCCCAGGCUGCCCGCCCCUGGGCUAGAGUGCUGCAGUGGGAGGAGCCUGUGGGCUCCAGAAACAGUAAGGAUACUGCCUGACCAUGAGAGGAGUCUGCUGCUGGGGUCCAGCUCUUCGCAAGACAGCCCCCUCCACAGAGUCACUUCAGGACAAUCUAGGGGCCCUAGACCUUGUAACAAAAUUACCCACGUGCCCAACCUGAGGAAAGGAAGGUAUUGCCCCCUGCAGGAUGCUCUAGUUGCAGGCGAAGACCUGGAUAGCUUGUCUCUAACCUCCGAGGAGGACUUUGUCCCCAGGCCGGCCCUGAUGGGGGGCCUCUGGAGAGCCGGAGAUCUGGGGGCUCUGGGCACGGGGCGCAGCGCCUUGCCCCUGUCUGAACAGGUGGAGAGGAACCGCCUUCUUCUGCAGGAGAUGCUCAUUGUUGGGGGGCAGGGCCCCCCCAAGGUGGGAAUCCCAGCCCGGACUCUAUCCUGGGACAGAGCUGUAUCAGAGCAACCAUCUGGGGACAUGGACUGGGACUCAGGCAUCUCCCUGCAGGACUCAGACCAGAACAGGACCUUUGGCCCCAAGCCGGAGCCCGUGCUGAGGAGCCCCAGGCAUGAGGAAGCCAGGCACCUGCUGCAGCGAGCCCGCAUGAAGGCCAGGACCCGGCCCCUCCGUGCCAGCCAUGAUAUCAUGCCCACCAUUGACCAGGGUGGCCGGGAUGGCAGGAGAAACCCAGCCCUGGACCGGAGGAUGCCCUUUGCCUGCAGAGACAACCGCCACAACGGGAGCACGAGCGACUCCUCCAGCGGGGAGUCCAGCAGCGGGCAGUGGCCGAAGCGGGGCCCCUCCCCGUCCCACGUCCGCUUUGAGGAUGAGUCUGCCCGGGAGGCCGAGUCCCGCUACCUGGAGCGGCUGCAACAGCGCCAGCGCCAGGUGCUGGGCCCUGCGCUGCAGAUGGCAGAGCAGGGCCCCCUGCGCUCCAAGCCAGAGCUCGCAGACUACAUCGCCGGGGGCCUCCUGCGCAGGGACGCAAGCGAACGGACUCCGCACAGGCUUGUGGGCCACCUGGACCGGAGAGCCUUCCCGGAGCGGCCGCCCACACGGGGCAUCGAGAGGACCUGCCGAGCCUGCGGCAGUUGCAUCGAGGACCAACACCCUGCCCUUGGGAAGGCAGCCGGGGACCCCCAGGUCCUCCAGGAGCACGGGCUCCCUGGGCCCCAGGAGGAGUUGCGACCAGGAAACCACUGGGCUCCCUCUGUGGAUUCCUCGGCUCUGUGCCGGAAGGUGUGUGCCCCGGCCUCCUUCGUGAAGCUGGCACCCUUGGGGCCAGGCAGACAAGACCAGGUUAUAGGAAGCCACCAACCUCUGGAAACCAUCCCCCUGCAACAGAGCCAUGCAGAGCCCUCUGCCCCACACCAGGCCCAGCAGCCAACGGUUUCCCUUUCCUCGGAAGGCUGGGUGCCAACUCCUCCUUCUUCCAGGAAAACCACUUCACCUGGGCCUCACAGGAAGGCACGCAGGCCUGGUGACCGGGGAGAAUCUGCUGGCACCCGCCGGGCUCCUUUAGGAAGUGUAGUUCCCAGGACCUGUGAGCUCGGUCCCCCACAGACACAGCCCCGCAGCCACCACGGUGGGCACCCACUGCUGGGCCUCCCCACCAACAACUGCAACAACAGUGUGCCUGGGUCCUCGGGGGGCGCCGUCCUCGAGGGCAGGGUGGAGAAGGGCACGAGCAGCCAGGAGCCCGAGGCACCCCUGGAGAACUGCAGAGGUGGUGUUGGCACCGUCAGCUCCAUGGGUGUCACCUUCUCCCUGGCCUUAGAGGAGCCAGAGUCCAGCCAGGAACCAGAGGAAGGCCUGCAGAAGACAGAGUCAAGUUCUGAAGGGCUUGUGUCAUCCCAAGACCUACCAGGGGUCAGUGCAGGACCUGGCCCACCCUCAGCUGCCCCUUCUGACAGGAACAAGAAAGCCAGCAGCAGCAUCACCACCCUGGGGCUGAAAAAGUUCUUCUUGGCCUUGGGCCAGGGCACACGGCCCAAGUUGGGCAAGUCCCGCAGCUGCAGUGUGGAGCAGCUGCAGCCCCCUGCACCUGGUCCGGCCUCACACACCAGCACCCCCAAAGUGAAGAGAGCCCCAUCGUUACAAUCCCUGCAUCGGGUGUCACCCUCUCACCAACAUCGGAAAGCUGCCUCCUUUCAGAAUCUCUAUUCUCUGCUGAGUGGCAAGGUGGACCGGUCCAGCCUGUACCUGGUAGGGGAGCCAGGGGACCACAGUGAACCUGGCAGGUUAGCCAAGGCCCCGCCCCGGCGUGCGCUCAGCGUGGAGGAUGUGGGUGCCCCCAGCCUGGCCCGCACAGUGGGCCACGUGGUGGAGGUGUUCCCAGACGGCACCAGCCAGCUGCAGCUGCAACGCUCCCCAGAGGGCACGUUUGGCUUCUGUGUGGCCUCCGGGAAUGGGCGCCGGGACUCAGGCUUCUACGUGCAGGAGAUGGCUGAUGCAAGUACGGCCAAGCUGUACUCGGGGCUGCUGGGGGUGGGGGAUGAGAUCCUGGAGGUGAACGGGGCCAAGGUUGCAGGGCUGGGAUUGGCUCACAUUGAGGAGCUCCUGACCCAUGCAGAGAGCUUGUCACUCCGUGUGCUGAGGCAGAGGCCCAUCCCACGGUGACUCAGAGGUGCUCUGGGCCUCAAUGUCACUCCCUCAGAAGCCAUGAAGCGCCCUGGGGGGAGGGGUGACUGGGAAUGCACUGCACAAAGCUACUUGGGAGAGGGAAGGAGCCUACUUGGAUAGUUUGUUUAAGGAUGUAAUUUGUGCAAAGCAAGGAGAAGAAAAUAUGGGUGCCCGGGCCUGUGGUGGUGUCAACAGCUUCCUGCACCUUUGUUGGCAGGGGGAGGAAAGAGAUUCAUUGAAUCAUUCAGUUGGUCCCCGAGCAUCGCCUCACCUUCAGGUCCCAUCCCACUCCUUGUCAAGGGCUCCUGCAGCUUCCAACACUCCCGAACCAAAGACAGUGCUGGGCCAUAUCGGCCUGGAGCCUGCCUCUUCCCAUCUCGUUCUCCCAGCUCCCAUUUCACACCUUUGCUCUUUUUCCAGAAAUGGGAAAAGUGUCCUCGAGUAACAGCCUUGUAGCCAUUGACCCCAAAUCAAAAAUUGGAACAUGUGGUCUGGUGUGAAAACAUCUAGGAGAUGUGAUCUGGUAGCCUGAAUAUUACGAAUAUUUUGUAAUAUCUAAGAUAGAGGAGGGAAAAAAGGAACCUGAGACCAGUUUCAGGGAGGUGCAGCUGUGGCCAGUGAGACUGGCCAGAUCAGCCCCAUCCCCACUGCCCUUCCUCUGCCCCUGCCUCUGCCCAGAGCAAGGCUGGAGCUACCGGAGCCACCUGGCCAGGAAGGCCUCUGCCUUCCUUCUGUUGAGCUUGGACACUGGGCCGCAGCUAGGGCCACGCAAUCCUCAGCCACAAGCUCUCUGUCCAGACUCCCUGACAGCAGCUCUGGAUAGGCCAACCCGCAGGGAGAAGGCCAGGCACAGGCCCGGAGGAUGGGCUGUCCCACCUGGUCACUCCCCUCCUCUAGGACUGAACACUGCCCAAAGGGUUAGUGGGUGGCCAUGUGUCCGUUUUAAUUUAUUAAAAGCCAAAGCUGAAGCUUC